This is a messenger RNA of Erythranthe guttata (spotted monkey flower), 903 nucleotides long. The record is from RefSeq and is a predicted model, not a curated record. NCBI's taxonomy places the organism in Eukaryota, Viridiplantae, Streptophyta, Magnoliopsida, Lamiales, Phrymaceae.
AUGAUGAGACUCAACGAAACAGAUAAACAAAAAACAAUCAAUCUCUCAGAAGAUGCAUCACCGCACGUUUUCGGAUAUUACUAUCGGACUGUUGCUAAGUACGGUAAGAAUUCUUUCAUGUGGUUCGGUCCGUGGCCGAGAUUGAACGUUGCGGAUCCGGAGCUAAUAAAGGAGAUUCUAAGUAGACCGGAUGCUUUUCAACAGCCACUUCCGGAAACAGGCAAGAUUCUUACGGGCGGGAUCGUGAAACUGAAAGCAAUGAACAAUGAACUCCAAUUGUUGCUAAAGGGUAUAGUCGACAAAAGACAAAAAGCCAUGGAAAGGGGUGAAGCCAUGCCUAAUGACUUGUUAGGCGCUCUUAUGGAAUCGAAUUCAAGGUUCAUUAAUGAAGACAAUGACGGAAACCAGAAUGUUGUCGGGAUGAGUAUCGAUGACGUCAUCGACGAGUGCAAAUUUUUCUACUUUGCGGGUUCAAAAACGACGGCUAGUUUGCUCGUGUGGGCUAUGGUGUUGUUGUGCCAAAAUCCCGAUUGGCAAACCCGAGCAAGAGAAGAGGUCGAUCGAGUUUUCGGGAAUGAAGAGCCAUCUUUUGAAAGCUUAACUCACCUCAAAACUGUGACGAUGAUUCUGCAAGAAUCACUAAGGUUGUACCCACCGGCGCCUCUAAUGACACGAGGCUCUACGAAGACAGUGAAACUAGGAAAUAUGACUAUUCCAUCAGGGGUACAUAUGACAUUGCUAAUAGGCAUACUCCACCGCGACCCCGAUUUUUGGGGAGACGAUGCAAACGAGUUCAAUCCUCAUAGAUUCUCUAAAGGAGUUUCGAACGCGGCAAAUACUCAAUCGGCUACAUGCCCUUUGGUGCAGGUCAAAGAGUCUGCAUCGGUCAAAACUUGGUCUUGA